Selaginella moellendorffii is the source of this 1565-nucleotide messenger RNA. RefSeq lists its product as uncharacterized. The transcript has a single exon. Gene Ontology annotation, molecular function: tRNA 2'-phosphotransferase activity. Gene Ontology annotation, biological process: tRNA splicing, via endonucleolytic cleavage and ligation. The record is from RefSeq and is a predicted model, not a curated record. Lineage: Eukaryota; Viridiplantae; Streptophyta; Lycopodiopsida; Selaginellales; Selaginellaceae. Bases 24 to 1469 code for a protein of 481 amino acids.
UCUCGGAUGCUCGCCAUCGAUUCAUGAGUCUGCGGCAGCCGCUGAGCAAAAUCUUGAGCUCCAAUCGCCCUCCCAUGCGCUUGGACACAUUCCGCAGCACCAGCUGGGCAUCGUCCUCCGUCUCCAAGCUCCGCAGGAAUGUCUCUUCGUCGCGCCAGGUAUUCCUCGUCACAUCACAGGACAAAUCCAGGGAGCUCGGCAACGGCCCACAUUCCAGCGCCGCGGCGGAGCUCUCGACACUGGCAUCAAUCGGCCCCUCGUCGGAACGCAUCAACAAUGCUGCAAAGAUCGAUGGCAGCCGAUUUAGAAGCGCGGGGAAUGUGGCAUUCAAGGAGAACAACGCUCCAGACGUCCACCUAGCUCCCAAGCCACAGAGAAUCUCCCCGCCACCGCCGCCGCUCGCCGACAAGCCGAGCGCCGCUGGUGGCGAUGGAUUCUUCCACUCCAGGGCCUCUCAAAGACCCGACUUUCGUGGAUUACCUCUCAGGGACAGGCUCCAGAUUGCUCGGAGAAGGCGGCCAUACCAGAACUUCCGUGACCCGGGAGCAGCAAAGAAUCCUUCGUCUUCUUCUCCAAGUAGCUUCGAUCUAAUCGUAGCGAACAGGCUCGCAAACGCUCCACCGCCGCCUCCAAAAGAGACCACCGAUACCUUCUCGCCGCUCGUCAAGGCCAUCUUCGAUCUCCUGGAUCAAGCUCCACCGGUGGAACAGCCUCCAAAACCAGCUACCGAGCUAGAGCUUGACAACGCCACCGCCGCCGCCACGACUUCUCAGGCACAUCAAACAUACUAUCACAGGCAGAGACACAAGUACCGGGUCUACCAGCAAGCUUUCAACACCGGUGACCCUCGAUUCGACUCCUUGGGAAGAACACUGUGCCGGAUCCUCCGCCACCAGGCCACGCAGCUGAGCCUCCCGAUCCGGAGCAAUGGCUACGUGAAAGUUGACGACAUCCUCCGGCUGACGAUCCGGACGCACGCCGGGAUCCCCAUGAACGAGCACUCGGUGGAGGAGGUCCUCCGGGUGGUGGAGCGCGACCCCAAGCAGCGCUACUCCACCAUGGUCGAGGGCGGCGAGCUCUUCAUCCGGGCAAACCAGGGGCACUCGAUGAAGGUGGUGGCGUCGGACGCGCUGCUGACGGAGAUCACGUCCGCGGAUCAAGUGCCGGUGUGCGUCCACGGCACGUUUCGGUGCUUUUUGCCGAGCAUCAUGCGGACGGGGCUGAAUCGGAUGAGCCGGAAUCACGUCCACUUUGCGAUUGGGCUGCCCAACGAGGAGGGAGUGAUCAGCGGGAUGAUGGACAGUGUGGAGGUUUUGAUCUACCUCAAUGUGGCCAAGGCGCUCCAGGACGACAUGAAGCUGUAUAUAUCGGACAACAAGGUGCUGCUCACCGAGGGCUUUGCGGGGGUCGUGCCGUGCGAGUAUUUUGAAAAGGUUGUCGAGUGGCCGACCUUUACUGUGAUCGCGUGAACUUAAAAAGGCCCUAGAUCUUCUUUUCCCCUUGUAUUUUCUUUGCUAGAAUAUUCGAGGGUUCCAGGCCAACCCUGGAAUAUAAUUUUUUUUUUU